CGAACGUAUAUAAUUAAUUCUGCAGUGACACCGCAAAGCCUUGAAUAUGUCAACUAAGAAAGUCUAUCAAGUAUUCGAAUGGCAUAUGUGCAAACCCCGACCCCGACAAUGUGAGUUUAGAUUGAUAAUACGUUAUCCAGUCGAGUGUCGGCAACGAGAUGUAAAUGAAACGAGACUGGAUGCAAGAGGACAAUAAGGGUUAAUCCCAGAUGACGCCGUCACCAACCCGGGUCAUUGAAUCAAUCAAAUCACCAAAUGCAUCCCGACCCCAAUUUACACGCCACUAGCUAGAAGCGCAUUUUACCUGCAAGCCGCAAUUAAACCCACACUAUUAUCCCACGUAUCGGGUACCCUGACCCUCACGAAAUCUCACCAGCCAUGGGCAAAGACGCCGCCGCGCCCAAGAACUGGCCACCAACACUCCCCUACCUCCAACAGCCCUCCUACGCGCCCCACGUAACCAAGGCCCAGCAGCAAAUUCUCCGUAUCCGGGACCCGGAAAUCUCAACCGAGAUCCCCCGGGACUUUCCGCGCGGCCCCUCGGCCCUCGCGAGGAUCAUCCCUAUCAGCGACCCCUCGCACCCCGCGCGCGGGCAAUCGGGGCUGUUUGCCGCGCGGCCGCUCCCGCCCGGUUCCCUCGUGCUCCCGUACUACGGGGUCGUGCACUCGUCGGUGCCGCCACACUCUGCAGCCCACGAGAAGUCGGAUUACGACUUAUGGCUAGACCGGGACGGGGCGCUGGCCGUUGAUGCAGAGCGCGCGGGCAAUGAGGCGCGCUUCGUGAAUGACUUCCGGGGGGUCGCGGCGCGGCCGAACUGCGAGUUUAGAGAGUGCUGGGACCUGAGGCGAGGGGAGAAGUGCAUGGCUGUCUUCGUUCUGCCAGCCGGCAAGAACGCGGGGAAGAAGGCUGCUGCGGGCGUUGCAAAGGGUGAAGAGAUCCUUGUUAGUUACGGGAAGGGAUUCUGGAGCAAGAGGAGAGAUGAGCUUGAAGAGGAAGGCGACGGCGUAGUUGACGAGGUUGCCUCCUGAAUGAAGGAACGCUACUAUCGGUAGUGGAGUUAAAAGCUCAGCAUUAGAGAGUUAUUAAGUCUAUCGACUCGAUUUAUGUUAAGAA
Messenger RNA from Daldinia loculata, 1114 nucleotides. RefSeq lists its product as uncharacterized. The record is from RefSeq and is a predicted model, not a curated record. Lineage: Eukaryota; Fungi; Ascomycota; Sordariomycetes; Xylariales; Hypoxylaceae. Bases 379 to 1029 code for a protein of 216 amino acids. The transcript has a single exon. Gene Ontology annotation, molecular function: protein binding.